GGGAGUCUUUUAGGAUAGACGUUUAAAUUAAGGUUUUGAGUGUGCCAGCCUGGACUGCCCACACAGUAGCUUGGCCAGAUGUAGUCUGGAAAGAGGAGAGGUAUCGCUUUAAUCGACCCAGGAAGUGUGGCAUUCAGAAAUUAGGUUCAGGGUUUAAAGUUUUGAUUGGUUGAGGUGAGAGGCGUGGCUCCAGCCUUAGACUAUGAUUGGCCGGAACGUAGUGGGGUUCCCGGAUUGGUGUCUGAGCGUUUGAGGUGGACGGAAGCGUGGUCUGCUGAAGUCCUUGGUUACAGAAGCUGGGAGUGUGGCUGUCGUAUACACGUUCGGCACACAGGACUUAGCAUCUAGAACUGUUGUCUCCAGCAGAUUGGACAACCGUGUCUGGCAUGAGUGGAAUUGUAGUCUCAAGCCCAGAUUCUUAGAUUUCAUACAGAAUAGUGGGUGUCCGGCAGCAGGCCACGGAGUUCUAAUACUGGCCAGGGUCCCUCCCCGCCCCCCGCCCCCCGCCCCGCGCACGUCGGUGUUGCUGAGGACGCCUAGGUCUCUUCUUCAGGUCUAUGGCGGACUCGAAGCUGCUGGUGCCGGAGCUAAGCGAGGCAGAGAAAAUGGGCGCUGAGACCGCGCGUUUCGAGGAGCUGCUGCUGCAGGCCUCCAAGGAGCUCCAGCAGGCCCAGACAAGCAGACCAGAAUCUACACAGAUCCAACCACAACCUGGUUUCUGCAUAAAGACCAACUCCUCCGAAGGGAAGGUGUUCAUCAACAUCUGUCACUCCCCUUCCAUCCCUCCUCCGGCCGACAUGACGGAGGACGAGCUGCUUCAAAUGCUGGAGGAAGACCAAGCUGGGUUUCGCAUCCCCAUGAGUCUGGGAGAGCCUCAUGCCGAGCUCGAUGCAAAAGGCCAGGGUUGUACCGCCUACGACGUAGCCGUCAACAGCGACUUCUACCGGAGGAUGCAGAACAGCGAUUUCUUGCGAGAGCUCGUGAUCACCAUCGCCAGGGAGGGCCUUGAGGACAAAUACAGUCUGCAGCUGAAUCCAGAGUGGCGCAUGCUGAAGAAUCGGCCUUUCCUGGGCUCCAUCUCCCAGCAAAAUAUCCGCUCCCGGCAGCGUCCUCGGAUCCAGGAGCUGGGAAACCUGUACACCCCUGACUCCCUGAGACCUGAGGAAGGGUGGGCCUUCAAUGGGUUCUCUCUGUCAUGUCUCUUCCUCCCCAUAGGAAGCAGUGUCCUGGGGGCUCUGGGAACCCAGAGAGGGGAGAAGCAACACUCCCAUCCAAAAGGCUCUCCGAGGCAGUAGGGCUCAGAGGCGGGAGAAAGGGAAGGAUGAGCCCUGGCGAGGACCUGGUGGGUGCUCCUCAGUUUGGGGUUUUGCUCCU
Molecule: messenger RNA, 1374 nt
Organism: Enhydra lutris kenyoni (northern sea otter)
Lineage: Eukaryota; Metazoa; Chordata; Mammalia; Carnivora; Mustelidae
Product: PIH1 domain containing 1
Exons: 6
Coding region: 558-1295 (245 amino acids)
Biological process (GO): rRNA processing; box C/D snoRNP assembly
Cellular component (GO): R2TP complex; cytoplasm; ribonucleoprotein complex
Source: RefSeq, a predicted model, not a curated record